This is a messenger RNA of Sphaerodactylus townsendi, 1716 nucleotides long. RefSeq names its product glutamine synthetase. Bases 167 to 1321 code for a protein of 384 amino acids. The transcript is spliced from 7 exons. NCBI's taxonomy places the organism in Eukaryota, Metazoa, Chordata, Lepidosauria, Squamata, Sphaerodactylidae. Gene Ontology annotation, molecular function: glutamine synthetase activity. Gene Ontology annotation, cellular component: cytoplasm. The record is from RefSeq and is a predicted model, not a curated record.
CGCCCCGGGGCUGUGGCACCCGCCUCUGACGCCCGCGCUCCUCCUCCUGGAUCAGCUGAGCGCCGGCAGGGGGCGUCUAUAAGAGCUGCCGGCGGAGUCGGGUCCUCGUCCCGGGGGAGCACCGCAGCGCAGUGCCGGCGGCCAGGAGCAGGAGCAGACCGCCACCAUGUCCGUGUCGCACAGUUCUAAGCUGAACAAGGUGGUCCGGGACCAGUACAUGAAGCUGCCCCAAGGAGACAAGGUGCUGGUCACCUACGUCUGGAUCGAUGGCAGCGGAGAAGGGGUUCGCUGUAAAACCAGAACCUUGAACCAGGAACCAAAAUGCGUUGAAGAUGUGCCUGAAUGGAAUUUUGAUGGAUCCAGCACAGACCAAGCGGAAGGCUCCAACAGCGAUAUGUUCCUGAUACCCAUCAGAAUGUUCCGAGACCCCUUUUGCCUUGACCCCAACAAGCUUGUCUUGUGCGAAGUCCUGAAAUACAACCGGAAACAUGCAGAGACCAAUUUGAGGCACACCUGUCAGCAGGUCAUGGACAUGGUGAAGGACACACACCCUUGGUUUGGAAUGGAGCAAGAGUACACCUUGUUGGGCAUAAAUGGGCAUCCUUAUGGCUGGCCUGAAAAUGGCUUUCCGGGACCACAAGGGCCCUAUUAUUGUGGAGUUGGCGCAGACAAAGUCUACGGGCGUGACAUUGUGGAAUCCCACUACAAAGCCUGUCUCUAUGCCGGCGUGAAGAUCUGCGGCACCAACGCCGAAGUCAUGCCCUCCCAGUGGGAAUUCCAGGUGGGGCCAUGCGAAGGAAUCGAGAUGGGCGACCACUUGUGGAUGGCCAGGUUCAUUUUGCACCGGGUCUGCGAAGACUUCGGGGUUGUGGCCACCUUGGAUCCGAAGCCAAUGACAGGCAACUGGAACGGUGCUGGCUGCCACACGAAUUACAGCACAGAAGAAAUGAGAGGCGAAGGAGGACUCAAGUCUAUCGAAGCUGCGAUUGAGAAACUGAGCAAACGGCACGACUACCACAUCUGCGUCUACGAUCCCCGAGGAGGUCAGGACAAUUCCCGGAGACUGACGGGCCACCACGAGACCUCCAACAUCUUUGAGUUCUCGGCUGGCGUGGCAAACCGAGGGGCCAGCAUACGGAUUCCCCGCCAAGUCGGCCAGGAUGGGUUUGGCUACUUUGAAGACCGCCGGCCCGCUGCCAACUGCGACCCGUAUGCCGUCACAGAAGCCAUUGUGAGGACCACGCUCCUCAACGAAACAGGCAUGGAAACGAAAGAUUAUGAGGAACAAUCUAGACUGGGACGUGGUAUCUUCAAGAACUGAGGUUUUUACUUCCACCCUGCAGUGUCCUAAAUAUGUGCCCUACCAGCUAGUAAAUUCUCUGCAGUCUGCAGAACCUUCUCGUAUUGUGACAUCUUGUCUUAGAAACAUAUUUCUAUAUUUUUAGGAGAGAGAAAUUAUUUUCCUAGCAGGUCUCAUCGGUUCCUAUUCUCCUUUUUUUUAAAGACAAUUGUAAUGUGGGGUUUCGAGGAACUUUUUAAACCAUUGAAUUUAUACUGUGGUUUGGAGGACAAACGAAAUUGAACCUUGUACAAGUGCAGCGUUGCUUCAGGAUGCUGAAGAACUUGUUUCCCCGCCCCCCCUCCCCUCCUGUCUCUGUUGCAAGGAAACAAUAAAGUAAUGGUCUUGGCUGCUUGUCAGCCAACGUUGAAAUAAAA